This is a messenger RNA of Penicillium brevicompactum, 327 nucleotides long. RefSeq lists its product as uncharacterized. The record is from RefSeq and is a predicted model, not a curated record. Lineage: Eukaryota; Fungi; Ascomycota; Eurotiomycetes; Eurotiales; Aspergillaceae. The coding region runs from base 1 to 327 and encodes 108 amino acids. The transcript has a single exon.
AUGAGACAGGCCUACAAGGCACCCGGCAACAAGUCUUCGCGCCGUAUUGAGACUCAAUCAAAGGCGCACGAUGAUACAGGAACACAAAUCACCAAAACUUUUGACGCCAACUCGAAUCACAUUGAGUCACUUUCCAAGUCGCAAGACAUGAAUCUACAAUUUGGCGACUUUAAAUGCCUCGGAGGCUCGUACGGGAUGACAGUCAAUAUUAUUGUCAACGACUGUCCGCAACCACCGGCCGAUGGUGAGCCGAAGGUACCUUGGGUACAUGAGCACAGUCUCGGCGAGUUCCAUCACAGAUAUGAGGAUGAGCUUCAUGCUGCCUGA